Molecule: messenger RNA, 5927 nt
Organism: Patella vulgata (common limpet)
Lineage: Eukaryota; Metazoa; Mollusca; Gastropoda; Patellidae
Product: dual 3',5'-cyclic-AMP and -GMP phosphodiesterase 11A
Exons: 20
Coding region: 118-2814 (898 amino acids)
Biological process (GO): signal transduction
Molecular function (GO): protein binding; 3',5'-cyclic-nucleotide phosphodiesterase activity
Source: RefSeq, a predicted model, not a curated record
GGUUUUGUGUUACUCCAUAAAAUUGUUAUUCGGGCUACGAUUAUUGUAAUGUAAUUCUGUUAUGCGAUUUUGUAAUGAUAUAAUAUAAUCCAUUGGAAUCAUCCACUUACAGCAACAAUGAGUUCUCCGACAGUAUCCAUGGUCGAAGAUUGGCUUGAUCAAAAUCCCGAGGCGUUUCAGGACUAUUUCUUAAAGAAAGCCGACCUGGCAUUAGUCAACCGGUGGCUGGUGCAACAUGGAUUCCACAAUCUCCAGGAAUAUAUCUCUGGGCGACUGGGUUCGGUGUCCAACGAGGGCAGCACUCCGUCAUCGCCGAUCAUAUCCGAAUCCGGAAACUUUGACUUUAAACACAGUCGAUCGAAUUCUAAGAAACAUCUAAGGCACGAUUUUGCCAGAUCUAAGAUGCGGAACAUGUUUCGGACGUACGAACCGUCUACGUCUCCGGAUUCGGGUGUUGAUGCAAGAAGGAGCAGCCUAAAGGAAAUGAGACAAUUUCGAUCACUUCCGCCCAAUUCCGUGAACAUGCUCAGUAUGUUGAUACAAUCAAGAGUGCGUUUACCGCGAUAUCCCAGUAAGGAUAUCGACAGCAAGCGCGAACUGCGAUUUACCAAUGAGAAGGAAUUCUUUCUAGAAAUAGUCAAGGAUAUCUCUAACGAUCUGGAUCUUAGAAGUUUAAGCACGAAAAUUGUGGCUAACCUGUGCGUUUUGGUUGACGCAGAUAAAGCGUCCAUUUUCAUGAUAGAAGGAAAGAACACCACUAAACCGACACUUGUGUCUAAAAUAUUUGACGUUCAUGCUGGUUCCGAUAUGUUACCCUCCCUGACCGGGGACGGUAGUAUACGGAUGCCGUGGGGAAAAGGGAUUAUUGGUUUUGUAGCAGAGACAGGAGAAACAGUUAACCUGGACGGAAACGCUUGCAAGGAUCCAAGAUACAGUGAGGAGAUUAUUGGUUAUCAAGCCGAGGAUCUUUUGUGUAUGCCAAUCAAAAACGCUGAUGAUGAAAUUAUAGGCGUGGCCCAGGUCCUUAAUAAAACCGGAUGUUCUCGCGGAUUCGACAGUGAAGAUGAAAAGCUACUAGCAACAUACCUAACAUUCUGUGGAAUAGGUAUCCACAAUGCUCAAAUAUUCGAUGCUUAUUCUAAAGAAUACGACAGGAAUAAGGCUCUAUUAGAAGUAGUACAUGAUGUAUUUGAAGAACAGACAUCAUUAGAAAGUGUGAUUUUAAAAAUAAUGCAGCGAGCUCAAACAUUACUAAAAUGUGAAAGAUGUUCUGUUUUACUUCGUGAUGAAUCCCAAGCGUCAGCAUUUAAUAAAGUGUUUGAUCUCGCCUAUCCGGCAAAAAAUGGCCACACCAAUAUGAAACGUCGGGUUGUUUAUAAAUCUGAAAAUGGUGAUAUAUGCUCUUCCAAUCGUAGUCAGGCUUUAAGUCCAGAUAAUUGUAUGGAUCUCCAGAUGGGUAAUAAAAUUGCCGAGUUGGUCCUGAUUACAGAAGAAACUAUUAAUAUCGCUGAUGCUCAAGCCGACCCGCGCUUUGAUCCAGAGACGGAUAAAGCCUUGGGAUUCCACACUAAAAGUAUUUUAUGUAAACCAAUAAGAAACAGCGACUUAAAGACAAUAGGUGUUGCUCAGAUUGUAAAUAGAAUUGAUGGUCAACCGUUUGAUGAACACGACGAAGAUUUGUUUGAGGCGUUUUCUAUAUUUUGUGGACUCGGGAUCCAUAAUUCCUGGUUGUAUGAGGAGGUUUCCAUGGCUGCAGCUAAACAAGCGGUCGCUCUAGAGACUCUGUCAUACCAUGCCUCCGUCUCGUCAGAUGAAAUUAAUGCUAUAAAGUGCAAACAAGUGCCUGAAGCUUCCGUGUGGAAACUCCAUAGAUUCGAUUUCAACGAUUUCAGUCUCCAUGGUGAUGAGAUGAUUUUAGCUGGAAUAAGAAUGUUUAAAGAUUUGGGCCUUAUUAGGAAAUUUAGAAUCGACUACGAGGUUUUAAUUCGGUGGUUAUUAACAGUGAAAAAGAAUUAUAGAAAUGUUGCCUACCAUAACUGGCGCCAUGCUUUUAAUGUUUGCCAAAUUAUGUUCGCCUCCAUGAAUAAUUGUAACACACGGCAAUAUUUUAAUGAUAAAGAAAUUCUAGCUCUAAUUGUGGCCUGUCUCUGUCAUGAUCUAGAUCAUAGAGGUACUAACAACGCUUUUCAACAGAAGUCUAGCUCACCUCUAGCACAAUUAUACGGUACAAAAGCUACGCUAGAACAUCAUCAUUUUAAUCAUGCCAUUAUGAUAUUGAACAGUGAUGGUCAUAAUAUAUUCAGCAAUUUUUCAUCUGAAGACUACAGUGAAGUUAUUAAUUUGUUAAAACAAGCCAUAUUAGCCACAGAUUUGUCAUUACAUAUACAAUUACGUGAGAAGUUCUUUUCAUUAGUUGAUGCUGGUAUAAAGAUAUGUGAUGAUCGUGAAUCUAAAGAAAUCUAUCGGAGUAUUAUUAUGACUACCUGUGAUAUAGCAGCCAUUACUAAACCCUGGGAUAUACAAAGACGGGCUGCUGAUUUGGUUGUUACAGAAUUUUUUGAUCAGGGUGAUAAAGAAAAGAAUGAGUUAAAACUUCAACCAAUGGCAUGUAUGGACAGAGAGAAACAAGAUGAAAUAGCCAAAUUACAAAUGUCGUGGAUUGAUGGCAUCUGUUUACCGCUGUAUAAGAAAUUAGCUAAAAUGGAUACCAAUUUUGAACCGAUGUUGAAAGGUGUGUUGGCUAAUCGAGACAGAUGGGAAAUACUAGACGCAGAAAGACUGGCUAAACAGGCUGUUUUAGAAACUGGCGUGUAAAGACUAACUAAACAAGCUGUUUCUAAUCUCAAUAAGCUGUUUUAGAAACUGGAGUGUAAAGACCGCUAAACAAACUGUUUUAGAAACUGGACUGUAAGAACCGCUAAAUAAGUUGUUUUAGAAACUGGAGUGUAAGGACUUUCGAAACAAGCUGUUUUAGAAACUGGAGUACUGACGUGUUAAGACUAACACAAAGGGAGUGUAAGCACUUGCCAAACAGGCUGUUUUAGAAACUGUGUGUAAAAACUAGCAAAACAAGCUUUUUGGAAACAGGCGUGUAAGACUAACUAAAUAGACUGUUUUAGAAACUGGACUGUAAUAACUAGCAAAAAAGAGCUGUUUUAGAAACCACCGUGUAAAGUUCAGCGAUAAAUACGUAACCAUUCUUUGUGUAGCUACUCGUAUCUUAAUGCAUUUCUCGUUCUAUUUCCGGAAACUAGCGCAGGUGAACAUGCCAUUUAGGACAUCGUUGUAGUCUUUUGAAGGACUACUGGACCUCGAUUCUUCAACCAAAACAACAGGAAACAAAUGCAGAUCAAAGGUUGUCCAUUCAUGUUAAUUUAAAGGCUUUAUAUUAUAUUUUAAAGCACCAUAACAAACUAGACUAUUUUAAAUGUUAAGGAUAUUGCGUGAAAGUUCUAUUCGCGGCAAGGGAUCGUUUUAUAGGCCAUUGGUGCCUCUGAAUGAACCUACCCUGAUGACGUCAUAUGGUGGGAUUUGUUUGAUGUGUUCCUAUCGCGGAAGGGGUUGUUAAAUACGCUACGCACAAGACGCUACGCAAUAUUGCUGAAGAAACAAAACGAUUUUAAUAUUAUUAUAUAACAUAUAACUAUCAAGCACAAUAGUGCAUGAGCGUUUACAAAUUUUAUAAUAUGACUCCUCAGUCAGUGGAUUUGGUCCACGUGGGGUUUUAAAUGUGGCUAUAUACGGACAAUCUUACCAAUUGAUCAAAGACGUAACAGAACCUCUAAACUAUGUAAAAAUAUUAAUUUCUUUAGGUCCACAUUAACUUUUUUUAGCCCCCCCCCCCCCCCCGAGCCUACCACAUUCACUGACUCCUUCUUGGUCAACAAUGCGUUCUUGUCAGACAUCGGGAAACCUCGGCAGACUCAGGUAACCUACAUCUAACCUCGGCUGUAUGGCGGUAAGUGAUGUGUAGCUACACUCAUACAAUUGUGAUGCGGCUACCGGCCGGUUUACUUAUUCGGAAAACUAGCCGCUUUUAGAAAGAAGUUCUCAAAAUUGCGUCGUUCGCAGAGUGUGUAGAGUUGUUUUUUUAUUUCAAAUUUGUCCUAGCAAUGUAAGCGUUUGCUAUCGGACGUACAUAACAAACAAUAUCCAGUUUCUUGAGAUAAAACACUCUUCACAUGCGUCUUCAUCGGCGCCGCCAUUUUUAAAAGUAGUUCCAAUGGUUGAAUUCCACUCGGCAAACCUCGGCAGAUUCCGUUACUCUACAUCUAGCUUCGGCUGUAUGACGGUAAUUGAUAUGUACCUACGCCUAUACAAUUGCGAUGCGGCACCGGUUUACUUAUUAGGAAAACUUGUCGCUUUUAAAAAGAAGUUAUCAAAAUUGCGUCGUUCGAAGAGUGUGUAGAAUUUUUAGUGCAAAGUUUUCCUUGUUUGAAGAAAAUAGAAUAACCUUCAAAGAAAAACAGCUUCAGACUUUGAAAUAUUUGUAUGAUAAAACAUUCUUCAAAGGCGUCGUCAUGGGCAACGCCGUUGGUAAUCCGGGAACUUGAAAGUAGUUUCAAUGGCGGACUUCGUCAUACAGCCGAGGCUAGAUGUAGGGUACUGGAAUCUGCUGAGGUUUGCCGAGUGGGGGUUUGGUGUAGGGUACCGGAGUCUGCCGACUGCCGAGGUUUACCGAAUGGGUGACUUUGAAUUUGCUUAUAAAGUUCAAUAUACUUAAUGUUUCGUGCUUACUGUUAUUACAUCAUUCUGUAACUUAAAGGCUAAUUGGCACAGUUAAUUUCGUAUUGUUUACUCUCUGGACCAAAAGCAAUGACAUAAUGUACCAAACUGCUAUAUUUAGCAAUAAACAAGGACAAUAAUUAACUUGCAAUAAUCCUGAAACAACCGGCACGUUGUCGGUUUUCAAUGAAUAUUCUACUUCUGAGGCCCCUCUCAAUUCUCCACCUUCACGACUAGUGGAAGAUGAAACAGUAUUGUGAACACAAUUAAACAAAGUCAAGGGGUAGAUCUAAUUGAUAAGGCCAACGUCAAGGUUGGUCAAAGGUCUCGAGAUGUAAACAGGGCUAGCGCUAAUCACAAUCCUAACCCUAACCUACAAUCUCACCAACAAUCACGUGCCCUAACUUUACUUACAUCUCAGCGAACUUGACGAAAAUUGAGCUGGCCUUAACAAAUAGAUCUAGCCCAAAGCCAAUGACGAAGACGGAUAUUUAAGACUACAGUGCAUUUAACAACGGAUUAUGGCAGUAUCAAAAUUAGUGCCCCCCCCCCCCCGCCACCGCCCUACCCCUGCCCCUAGAUCUUUAGGCCCUAGGCCUCAGCCUGCCAAGCCUUGGUCAAUCCGGCACAGCACCAAAGAUGGGAUUAAAAUCUUCUACAGUUGCGAAUUAACCGAUUUUUGGUCGCAAAUGUUAUGUAACGCUUUACGUACUAUAAAUCAAGUGGCAUUCUUUAUAUGUGUUUUUGAAAGAUUUUUUAAAUUUACACAGAUUUUAGCUGUGAUCAGAAAAUUAUCACCUGUGAUUGUUUUUCCUGUAUUAUGUCAGUAUUUCCAAACCCAUUAAGCCAUCAAUCGUCCUUUGCAUUUAUAGAACAAUAUCUAUAUUGGAUCACUGGAUAAUACUAGCUAGUAACCAUUAAAAUGUACGUAAAAUUUCAACUUAACCAUUAGAAAACACUGUAGGCGCCAUAACCCUGGAUCCAUGUUGCUAUUGGACAAGCGCUAAGGCUAAGGCUCAAAUAAAGGGGAAUUAACUCUCCCAUAAUAGACGUACAGUCAGAAGCUGGGUGGGUAGAUCUAUUGUGUAUUGUUUGUAAAUGAAAAUAUAUCAUAAUAUGUUCUUUCUUGUAAAUAUUAAUUUAGUUCAACAAUUGUUAACAUAUCUUAAUAAAACAUCAAAAACACCAUUCUCUAUCUCGAC